Brachypodium distachyon (stiff brome) is the source of this 751-nucleotide messenger RNA. RefSeq lists its product as uncharacterized. The coding region runs from base 151 to 630 and encodes 159 amino acids. The record is from RefSeq and is a predicted model, not a curated record. Lineage: Eukaryota; Viridiplantae; Streptophyta; Magnoliopsida; Poales; Poaceae. The transcript is spliced from 4 exons.
AAGGAUUUGGUUCGAUACAGUCAUCAAUGUAUCACACGUGCGAAACCAAAGAUGCCUUUUCUCUGACAGCCUCCAACAAAAAGAUUCAGAAACAAGACCAGAAGAGCAAAGGGAUUCAGUGGAGAUCGACACAUCUUUCAGCGAGUGCUCAUGGAAGUAAAGCAGCAGCAGCAGCAGCGACGAUACUGCCGCUCCUUCCUCGUCCAUACGCUGCUGCUGCUGCUGUUCCUGACCAUUUUCCCGGUGCUCAACGCCGGCUUACUCCUCACCGGAGGAGAAAUGUCUACAGCUGGGCGAGACGGCGGCGGUUCUUCUGUCUGUCUGAAUGAUCAAUUCUGUAGGAGAAAUGUCUACAGACGAUCAUUUCUGAACUUUAGCUUAGAGAAAAGUCUAUGGGAGGGCGAGACGGUGGCGGUUCUCCUCCGACACCGGCGUCCAGCGAGGACCCUCACCAGACUUCCUCGAUGCCGCUGUCGCCGGACAAAGAAGGCUAGUCCAACCGGCGACCGUGGCUUAAAGCUACAGGUUUCGUGCCGCCGGACUGUGUGGUUUCGGUUUUGGCAAAUGAAGUCAGUUCAUGGGAAGAAGGCCAUCUCCCAUUUAUUCUUCUUGGCUGAUUAUUGUCGGUAAAACUUGCCUACCCCUUUUUUCCUUGCUAAUCUUUGUGGAUCGAUUGUACAAAGGAGUAGAAGAAUUUCCGGGGAAAGAGAAAGAUAUGAGGCCCCAGCACUGCCAACAACAGCAUAUAUCC